UGAAAAGCCAGAUGGAAAUUUUGUUAGAUACCUGUUUUAAAGAAGGUGAUGAACAUCUAAAGUCACCAAGAACACCAGCUAAGACGUUGCUAGACAUUUUGUACCAUGAUGUGAAAUUAAGGGAAAUACUGAAACAAGUCCUUAAACUAUGCGUUUUUAUAAUCACAGCUGCUUAUCAAUAAACGAGCAUUUUUUUUAGUCAUUUCAAAUUUGUAAAAUUACAUUUGAGAACAACAAUGAGUGACAAUAGGUUGGCUAGUCUCAUGCUUUUGAAGUGCAAACUAUAACUUUGCAAAAGAGUUAACCACAAACAUCCUUUAAAAGGUUGGGUUCAACUGAAGAAACUUUAUAUUAAAAUCAAACAGUAGACGAAAAAUUUUUGUCAUGGAGCUACAGUAACUAGUGUGUUUCCUUAUCUUCCAAAGUUUGUCAAGGAACUUGGUUUUUCUGAAGUGGAGAUAGGAGCAAAGACAGGGUUACUUGCAUCAGCAAUGUUUAUGUGUAUGAUAUUUAGCAGUCUUAUAUGGGGAUAUACUUGUGAUAAUUGGGGAAGAAAACUUUCAGUAUAUCUGUGUGCUGGUGGUCUUGCUCUAACAACUAUCUUGUUUGGAUUCAGCUGCACCUACACAUGGGCCAUUCUCUCAAGAUCUUCUCAAGGCUUAUUUCUAGAACUUUGUUGUCUUUUGUUGGGCAAGCAAGAAAAGGUUUUUUUGGUUUAAUUGGUAUAACAAAAGUAAUAAUAACAGAUGUGUCAGAUGAUUCAAAUCUUGGUGUUGGGUUAACGUUUAUGUUUGCAUCAUAUAAUCUUGGUUUGAUUGUUGGACCAAGCAUGGCUGGAUUUUUAGCAUUUCCUGCAGAGAAGUAUCCACAUAUGUUUUAUAAAGAUUCUUUUAUCAGCAGACUAAAGAUAUUAAUACCGAAUCUAAUCCUUUCUGUGUGUAUUUUUAUAUCUAUAGUUGUUACCAUUCUGUUUGUUCCGAAGAAUACCCAUAGAAAAAAUGAAAACAACAAAAAGAUUAUACUUGAAAAAGAUGAUUCUUUUACAUUGAGCAAAGAUGAAGAUACUUAUUUAAACUGCUCAAUAUUAUCUAACUCAUAUUCUGUCAAUUUUUCUGGAAACUUAGAUUCUCUAAAACAGAAAAAUACUUUGAUAGAUUUAUUCAGGAAUCUGGAUUUUGUGAUUGUGCUGGUAUUCUAUGGUUUCCAAUCGCUAACUAUUAUUGCAUUUGAAGAGCUCUUUCCAGUUCAUGCAGCCACUGAAAUUAGCUAUUCUGGAUAUGGAAUGUCUGAAUCAGAAAUAGGAACUGUUUUUCUUAUUGUUGCAUCAGUUGUAAUAGUUCUUCAGCUCACAAUUAUAAGAAAUACAAUGAACAGAAUUGGUGCUAAAAAGAUGUUGUCUGCAGCUACUCUAGGGUUUGGCUUUCUAAUUAUUUUAAUGCCAACAGUUGGAAUGGUUAAACACAAGUUAGGGUUUUGGAUCACAAUGUGUAUUCAUCAGAUUCUUAUACGAUCAAUGAUGUCUUCUGGAUUUUUAGCAAUUAACAUGUUAUUGAAUAAUUCAGUUAGUUCUUUAUUACUUGGUACAGCAAAUGGUUUAGCUAUGUCAGUAACUGCUAUAGGGAGAGCAAUUGGACCGACUAUAUUUGGCAUUGCUUAUUCCUGGUCAUUGAAAAAUGUAGAGAAUGCUUUAAGGGGGAAAAAAAGCCUAAGAUUCCCGUUUAACGAAUAUUUUGCAUUUCUACUUAUUGGUUUAACAUCGUUUUUUUUAUUUCUCCUUGGUACACGUAUUCCAGAACGUUUUAACAAGAGGAAAAUAGAUGCCGAAGAAAAUCCAUUGAUUAUUAGAGCAAGUUUUUUAAAAUAUGAUACUUUUUUGAAAUUAUAAAGUAAAUAUAGUUUAUAGCAA
Molecule: messenger RNA, 1906 nt
Organism: Hydra vulgaris (swiftwater hydra)
Lineage: Eukaryota; Metazoa; Cnidaria; Hydrozoa; Anthoathecata; Hydridae
Source: RefSeq, a predicted model, not a curated record